AUGUCGUUAGAGACUCGAUCCUCCUCGGCCCUGUUCAAAAGGGCGGAACAGUUGAAGCGUUGGGAGGAAUCCGAUACGAAUCGGGAACCAGUGACACCGAAACAGAAAUCUCGCAAAGUUAAAUUCUCUUCGGGAUGUGUUUUUUUGGCUGCGUGUGCCGCUGGUGAUAAAAAAGAGGUGUUGGAACUGUUACAUAAAGGCGCGGACAUCAACACGGCGAAUGUGGACGGUCUAACCGCUUUGCAUCAGGCAUGCAUCGACGACAAUCUGGACAUGGUGGAAUUCCUGGUGGAGAACAGGGCGGACGUGAACAGGGGCGACAACGAGGGCUGGACGCCCCUGCACGCCACCGCCAGCUGCGGUUUCCUCUCCAUCGCCAAAUACCUGGUGGAGAAGGGCGCCAACGUCGCGGCGGUCAACAACGACGGCCAGCUGGCCAUCGACAUCGCCGAAUGCCAGAAGAUGGAGGAGCUGCUCAAAGAGGAGAUCGACGCGCGAGGUAUCGAUUGCGAGGCGGCGAGGAACGAGGAGGAGACGUUGAUGUUGCGAGAUGCGAAAGAUUGGUUGGCAACGAAGAGUCCCUUGGUGAAUUCGUCCCAAUCGAAGAACGGCGUGACGGCGUUGCACGUGGCUUGCGCCAAGGGCUACACGGAGGUCAUCAAGAUAUUGUUGCAAUGCGGCGCGGAUAUAGACGCUCAGGACAACGAGGGAUGGACCGCGUUGCACGCCGCCGCCCAUUGGGGACACAAAGAGGUGUGCCAGAUUUUGGCUGAAAAUUUGGCCGACAUGGAAACUAAAAAUUUCGUCGGACAAACAGCGCUUGACUUGUGCGACAGCGACAUGUCGCCGUACAUGGACGAACUGAGGAAGAAGCAAAACAAAGAGGACGUGUUCAAUAGGAGAAUGGCGAAGAAGAGGGUGGACGUGAACGAUAGGAAUUUGGAAUCGGAGACGCCUAAUAAAGUCAAAAAGGUCGAUGUUAAGGUGGAGAAUGAAUCGAAAGUUAUCGAAGAUACCGACAUGGACGUGUCAAGUGAAUGCGAAUCGGAUUCGGAAACGACCGAAAGCAGCUCUGAAUCGGAAUCAGAGAGCUCGGAUGAGGAAAAGAAGAAUAAAUUAAACGCCGUAAGUGCGAACAAUGAAAUCACGAGCAACUCCACCAACAAUCAAAAAAUAGUCGACGACAAUGAGCAGGAGACGGUAAAGAGGAAAUUGACCAAGCAGAAUUCGGACUCGAGCCCCACGAAGAUAAACGCUAGCAACAGCACGACUAAUUCAACUGACGCGAAAAUUGACGCCGAAAUAACUUUAAGGAAACCGCUGAACGAGCCAAAGACUAAGGAAGAGGAGAAAAAGGACGUUCCAACGAGUCUCGCAGUAACAGUAGCUACCAACACAGCGACGAGCAUAUCGCCGGAAAAACCAUCGCCGGUUACCAGCCCGCAAUCGACAAACAACCAACAAUUGAGAAGAUCGUUCGUGCCGCCCGUGAGAGACGAGGAGAGCGAGACGCAGCGAAAGGCGCACGCCAAGCGGGUGAGAGAGACGCGCCGAUCGACGCAAGGCGUCACUUUGGAGGAGAUCAAAUCGGCCGAGCAGCUGGUGAAGCAGAAGAACCAAUCCAACGGCGGCACCGCCAAUAAUACCAACGAUACAAAAUCUGGUGAUUCACCGAACGGAGUCGUCGUGACGGCCACCAUCACCACCGGUACCACUACGGUUUUGACGAGAGACAACGAAGAACAGCCUAACGCGAUACACGAAAGAAGGCCUUCGUGGAGAUUGAGAGUCGACAACGGUUCCAGUAAGUUUCUGCUGGAAGACGCCACGAAACCGGCCAGCGAGCUGCCGAGCACCCCGUCGUUUAUCCGUAGAAGCAAUCCCGCUUCGAACAUCGUUCAAAGACCGCCGUCGGCUUCGUUGGAGACGGCGGAUACGACGAUAACGUUACCGUUGAGGAAACCCAAAUCUGUGGAAGAGAAAGAUCAAGAUAAAGAGAACGACAUUAGAAACGCGCAGGCUACGUUAGCGACGCAGGCAGCUAUACAGAGGAGAAGGAGGCCGAAGAGGCGAUCGACGGGCGUCGUUUCGUUCGAUAACGUCGACGAUUUGGACCAAGAAAAGGAUUCUUCGAGUGGAAAAGACUGUGAUGAUACUACUAAAAUAAAUCAUUUGGAGAGCGGUACCGAUCGGAGUAGCAAGUCGAGAUUGGGCAGCACGUCGGAUAUUCGAAACGAGAACGGUGAGAUCGACUACAAGAAGUUGUACGAGCAGGAAUUGGCCGAAAACGACAGACUGAAAGAGAAGCUGAGGAAAAACGACGAGGAGCUCAGAGAGACGAAGCAGACGUUGGAGAAAAUCAAUUUGGUGACGAGUAAAAAUUCUUUGUCUGAACUCGAAAAGCGCGAAAGGAGGGCGAUGGAGAGAAAACUAAGUGAAAUGGAGGAAGAAUUGAAGCAAUUGCAAAAACUGAAAGCCGAGAACGAACGCCUUAAGGCUGACAACAGAUCACUUACACGCGUCAUCAACAAACUUACGAACUCUGCAAUGUAA
Molecule: messenger RNA, 2553 nt
Organism: Phyllotreta striolata
Lineage: Eukaryota; Metazoa; Arthropoda; Insecta; Coleoptera; Chrysomelidae
Source: the annotation of a GenBank genome assembly